Molecule: messenger RNA, 4749 nt
Organism: Anoplopoma fimbria (sablefish)
Lineage: Eukaryota; Metazoa; Chordata; Actinopteri; Perciformes; Anoplopomatidae
Gene: fgd4a
Product: FYVE, RhoGEF and PH domain containing 4a
Exons: 19
Coding region: 76-2736 (886 amino acids)
Biological process (GO): cytoskeleton organization; filopodium assembly
Cellular component (GO): cytoplasm
Molecular function (GO): guanyl-nucleotide exchange factor activity; metal ion binding
Source: RefSeq, a predicted model, not a curated record
CCGGCUGGGACACAGCAUAGACUGCCUGGCUGCCGGUUACUGGAGGUGCUGUCUCAAACACGAUUCCACGGGUAGAUGAUCCUUACGGACUGGACAUCACAGAGACAUUCUAAGAUGGAUAAACGUCGUGUGACUGCCAGGAUGGCGGAAAAGCAGCUGUACUGGAGACGAGUGCUCACAGAGAACAAAGGCAAAACUGACUGUUUCCAGUCCAAGAACGCUGAUGAGGCCUGCGUGGCGGUGAAAAUCGAACACUCCAGAGCUCUCGGCAGCAGCCCGGUGUGCGAGAAAAGCAACCAACCCAGUGUGCAGGCGUGUCUGAGACGAGCGGGCGGUGGGACAAGUGACAAGAGCAAGGGAGGGGUCAAUGGAAGAAGCUCUUUCUGCAGGCCCCGGCUGCUGUCUAAACCAAAAGUGCCUCCAAAGCCACCACAUCUCCAGAGCCCGGUGACGGAGGUCAAGUCCCCGCUGGGCCGCAUCCAGAAAGCACCAAUAAAACUGGGCAUGGAGGAGGGAGGAGGAGGAGCAGGAGGAGUAGGGAGAGGAGCCGUGAACCGGGAGAAAGUCAGGGAGAAACACUCCAAAGUCUCAGACCUCAUCAACCGCUUUGAGGAGAACAGCAGCUCAGAGAACAAGAGAGACAGCUCACCGCUCAAACAGAUCAGCAAGUCGUCCAACUGCAGCCCAGCUCACCGCACCUACCAGAGGCCGACGGAGACCACCGGGACUAAGGAGAACCACUCAUCCGCACCCACCUCGCCACAGGAUGACCACAAACCGGAGGCUAACGGGACACUAGCUCAGAUGGAGCAGGACAAGAACCAGGUGGAUAACCCAGACACGAACAAUGACAGUGUGACGAUAGAGACUGCUGGGCUGGUAAACGGGGAUAUGGGUUGCAAGAGCCCAGAACAGACUGGUGAUCUUUCACCUCCAGAAACAGACAAAACCGCUACAGAGAGCCACACUGAGAAGGAGGACAGUGGAACUAAAAUCGAAAGCGAGCAUAAGAACGAAGAAGUGAGCACCGACCAUAAGGAGACAAAUGAACAGAAGCUGUUUAAGAUCGCCAGUGAGCUCUUGCACACAGAGAAGGCCUACGUAACGAGACUUAACCUGCUGGACCAGGUAUUCUGUGCCAAGCUCAUGGAGGAGGCAAAUAAGGGGACGUUUCCUGUUGAAGUAGUAAAGAACAGCUUCUCCAACAUAAGCUCCAUCAACGCCUUUCACAGCCAGUUUCUGCUUCCAGAUCUGGAGAAACGCAUGGGAGAAUGGGCGUCCACACCUCGCAUCGGAGACAUCCUGCUGAAACUCACACCCUUCCUCAAGAUGUACGCAGAGUACGUGAAGAAUUUCGACAAGGCCAUGGAGCUGCUGAAACAAUGGAUUGAUCGGUCUCCUCAAUUCAAGGCCAUCAUUCAGGAGAUACAGAGUCAGGAGGUCUGCGGCUGCCUGACGCUUCAGCACCACAUGUUGGAGCCCGUGCAGAGAGUCCCUCGCUAUGAGAUGCUGCUUAAAGACUAUCUGAAGAAGCUACCUCAGGACGACCCUGACCGACGAGAUUCAGAGAGAUCAUUAGAAAUUAUCGCCACAGCAGCUACUCACUCCAACAGCGCCAUUCGAAAAUCUGAGAAUCUGAAGAAACUGAUGGAGAUAUAUGAGAUUCUGGGUGAGGAGGAAGACAUUGUCAACCCCUCUAACGAGUUCAUCAAAGAGGGCCACAUCCUGAAGCUGGCGGCCAGGAACACCUCAGCCAUGGAGAGAUACCUCUUCCUGUUCAACGACAUGCUGUUGUACUGCGUGCCCAAAUUCAGUCUGGGAGGAACGAAGUACACGGUGAGGACGCGGAUCGGCAUCGACGGCAUGAAGGUCCUGGCAACGACCAACGAGGACUACCCUCAUACCUUCCAGGUGUCAGGGAAGGAGAGGAUGCUGGAGCUACAGGCCAGCUCAGAGCAGGACAAGGCAGACUGGAUUAAGGCUUUCCAGGAGACCAUUGAGAUCUUCCAGCAGAAAAACGAGUCAUUCAAGAAUGCACUGAGAGAUGUGGAGGAAGUGUCGAAUGCAGAGCUGGGGAAGCGUGCCCCUCGCUGGAUCCGCGACAAUGAAGUGACAAUGUGUAUGAAGUGCAAGGAGUCUUUCAAUGCUCUGACACGACGGAGGCACCACUGCAGGGCCUGCGGCUAUGUGGUGUGCUGGAAGUGUUCAGACAAUAAGGCACCGCUUCAAUACGACGGCUACAAGGUGAACAAAGUCUGCAGAGAUUGCUACUCCAUCCUGACUGGAGAAACGAGAGCUGAGGGCAAGAAGAAGGGCAUCCUGGAGAUCGAGGCGGCUCAGUUCACAGACAGCAGCAUCAUGUGCGGCUUCCUGCAGUACUGUGAGAAGAACAAACCUUGGCAGAAGGUGUGGUGCGUCAUCCCCGAGAAGGAGUGUCUGGUGCUCUAUCUCUACGGUGCUCCGCAGGACGUGAAGGCCCAGUGUUCCAUCCCCCUCCUGGGCUACUCUGUGGAUGACAGCGCCCGGCCCACAGACCCUCCUGCCAGCUUCCGCCUCUCCCAGUCCAAGUCCAUCCACAACUUUGCAGCUGACACUGAGGAUCUCAAGCAGCGCUGGCUGAAAGUGAUCCGAGUGGCGGUGACGGGAGAGGUGCCCGAAUGCCCUCAGACCAACGGGGGCAACGGCAACAUGAUGGACAACAACAACACACAAGAAGCGGCUACUGAUAGCUCAUAAGGUCGUGUUUUUUUUUUUUUUUACAAACCAGAUGCUGUUGGUUUGCUCGAGAAAGACAGGAUGUGAAGACAUGUACAAAAUACAAAUGAACACUCUCCUUGUUGUCAUUGGACCUUAAAGACAAGUGGAAAAAUCUGUGCUGGAUAAGCUGCCUUUCCUUGCUACUCUCCUGUUUCCCAGUUCCCUUCUGGAUUUUGUCAUGAACCCACACAAAGAACUUCUGAGUCACUGCUAGAUCUGUGCUGGAUUACUAAAGGACAUGUCUGGUGCAAUCAACACUAGAGCAGAGGGGCCUCAGGACGGAUCGACUUCCCUCAAACAGGAACCAUUAAUGACAGCUCAAAGUCUUCGUAGAUUUUUAAUCUGUGUCAGCUCUUCUUGAGCCAGUGGACUACCACAGACGUACACAGCGCCCCCCCCCCACAGGAUGUGAAUCAAAGUGCAAGGACGGUUCCAAACUAAGUCUGCUGGUGCUGUAACUCAACUCUGCGUACCUGUACAGUAUAAAUGUUUUGUUUUUCUUCUCUUUUCAAAAAGGAACAUCUGUGUUUUUAUGUAAAGAAAUCAAUCCCAAACUUUGUUUUGAUAACAUAGAAAAACAUCUUAAGUAUGAUAUAAAGUAUUUACAGUAUUUUGCCAGUUCUUUGCUUGAGAAGAUGGUUUCAAAACUGGGGGAAAAUAAUCAUGUGGUAGAAUAACGAUGGUUUCAUCUCCCGCUCUCAUCCCUCUGUGAAACUUUAUCAUCUGUCUUAUGCUGAUCAAACUCUGGAUGCACGUUGGCUGAUCUGAUGCUUUACAUUUGGUUGUCCCUGUCCUACAGUGUGUUUUCUAUGCAGCAAAGGAACUAGUCUGCUAAUCAAACCAUUUUUAAAUAUUCAGGCAGCUGCCCAUAGAAGGGAUCGAUUGUGGAGUUUUUAUAUUUUAAUUCAGAAACCCCCCUAGUAUAACCAAGUUUAAACACACUGGUGCCUCCAAUUCCCAUAAUGCAACUCAACAGCAAAUUACAUUAGGCUUUCCUGGCCAGAUAAAUGACCAAGGUUUGUCAGAUAUACAAAGUCUCAAGCCUAACUCAAGAUAACCCUGAUGAUGUCACUAUGACAUCACAGUUAUCUUGAGUUGAUGAGGAUUUAGAAAGUUCCCUGUAGAGCCACCCAAUACAUUAUACGACUGUUUCCAUAGAUUGAGUAAAGCUCUCCAUGAUAAGUAAAGGUAUAGCCAUCUGGGUAAAAAAAAAAAAAAAAAAAAAAAAAAGUAUAAUUACACAAAUCCCUUUGAUCUAACAAUAUGAAUUCUCAUAAAUUGCCCAAAUCUAUGGCCCUGACAGUGCAGUUUGUAUUAAAAUAGCACGCUGCAAUCACAUGUAUUCUGUAUGGCAUAAUAACUGAUCGAUGGUGAAGGUAAAUGAUUGUCGAUCUACAGGACAUUCAUGGACUGUUAUUCAUGUGGAGGGAGAUGAACGGGGACCAUCAGGUUUUCUAUUUAAUGAGAAUGCAAAACAAUCAGAUUAAGCAAGCUGGUGCGAGAAAUGUAAAUGUAUUUUUAAUGCUGUAAUUAAUUGUAUUAUUUAAAGUAAUUUAUAGAGUAUGAUGAGCAUGAUCUGUUAAAAAAGUAGCACAAAUUUGUUCCUCGACUGUCAACUAAGAAGUGCAGUAGGUAGAUCUGGGUUUUUUUUUCUGAGAGCAGAUGUUUUUCCACUAACCCACAUCAACCCGGUUCUUCAGUGUGACAGCGACCGGUCAUGGCGCUGGACUGACUUGUGUUCAUUCACUUUGAUGUUUGCCAGAGUUCCCUCCCUGCUCAAUGCUGGUGCUCACCUGAGUCUCACCCCUGUUAAUUCUUUCCCCUCCUCAAUAUUCAAAUAAAAAGCAAGAGCACAAAACUUCCCCAUCUUUAGGAUCUGAAUGUAAAUCCAGAUUUGUAUUUCCUCUCAUCCCCCUCCUCAAACGUUUGAGAAUCUACGCACUUUACAGUCUUAUGAAGUGUACCUUAAAGGAAAAAUAAAACAAGAUUAAA